AAGGCAAGCACCCGACAUUCUACUGGCGAAAUUUAUACAUGCGGAUAUAACGGCUCGUGACGCAAUCAAACUCGGUUUUUACAGGAAUAUAACAUACUAAACGGCAAGAGUACGUUAAUAUAUUUUUUUGCUUUACAUAGUUAUAUAUAUAUAAUUUUUAAGUUAAAACGAAUCGUUUUCUGUGACUUGUCUGUUUCCUGAUCCCGCGUGCGCUACCUGAACAAGUUAUUCGCGGGCUAAAAAUGUCCUAGUCUUCUUCAACAUUGACAACGAACAUGUGGUAAGUUAAACUUGUCUUUUUUUUUUCUUCUAAAUAUUGCGGUUUUAAUUGGUAACUAACGUUUUCUCGUAUUUCGUAACGUUGGUUACGUUACUGUGACUGCCAUUUUUGUCAAUAACUUGCCGGCUAACGCUAGCAAACGUUUGUUCAAUCGUGAUGAUAGUUAAGCAAACGUUUGUUCAAUCGUGAUGAUAGUUAACCUAUUCCUAACUAACGAACAAAAAAUGGUUCUGUCAAAUUGACCCUACAUCGUGAGGAUUAUGAAGUCCGCUACCAAGCUAUACUGUAUCUAGCAGCUAGUAGGUCAUGUCAUUCAUUUUAUAAUAAUGAAGAGUCGCUAACAAAAGAUAGCUAGCCAUUACGAAACAUGGCUUUCUAGGAUAGUUUAUAUGGCGGGGAUUGACAAUUACGUUGGUAAACAGAGCUAGGUAGACGACUGGCAAUAGCUAACGUUAGGUAGUAAUGAACAUUCGACAUUGCGGGUCAUGUUGGUGCGAGCUCUGGUGCGAGUCAUGAUUGAAUGAAUUAUGACAAGUGCUCUGCGUCGUAGCUAUAACUAGAUGUCUCUGCAGCUUUAACAUAUGCACAACUUUUUAUAGCUAUGUUACCCAUCCUGUUAAAUGUCUAGCCAAUAAUUCUCAACUCCAGGAUACCCGGCGAUGUUGGGUGCCGAGGCGAUUCGUUUUUUGGCGGAGUGUAACUUUAGCCUACCUCUGACUACAGUCGAGUCGGUAUCAGUCAAUACUUUAGGCAAGCCAGCCUGUAUGUAAAUUAUUUCAUUAGUAACGUGUAGUUAGUUAACUUUACCUAUGUUUGUCCUGUGUAGUUGCAUUAUUUUCGUUGGGUGACGCAAUCGGUCUGUUAGCUAGCCAUUAAGAAUGUCGCGUAAAAUGAUGUGUGUAUAUGUAUGUUUGUUUUAGUCGUUAUUUCUACACUUAAUACAAAAUACAUACAUGUGAAUAAAUACAUGUGAUGGGAACAAUGUCAAACUGCCAAUAGCGUUUAACAAUCUGCCACUAUUGUUUAACAGAUUGUUAAACGCUUACGGCAGUUUGACAUUGUUCCCAUCACAUGUAUUUUGUAUGAAGUGUAGAAAUAACGACUAAAACAAACAAAUAUAUCAUUUUACGCGCCAUCCGCCAAGGGGAGCCGGCGUUGUUUAACGCAGAAUGAACAGCCCAGUCAUUGUACGGCGCAAUUUAAGAGGUCACAGAAUAAAGGUAUCAAAAACUACGGAUUGCAGGACUAAACUACACAGGGCGAACAGGGGUACAAGUUUCGUAUGAAAUACGUUUUUUUUAUAUGUAUUUUUUUACUACAAGUAUCGACAGAUACCGACUCUAUGUAGUCGGAGGUAGCCUACACUCGACGCCUCGGCAUUCAACUCUAUGGGGUAUCGUGGAGUUGAGAAUUCUUGACUAUCUAACGUUAGAUGGCUAGUGUUAUGUUGCAUCGUCGUGUAUACAUUUCUCUGCAACGUUGGCUAGGAGUAUGUUGGCAAUUUCUGUUAUGUUGUCUAGCUGCCUUUGGUUAGUCUCUUCUUGCGACAUCCCCCAAAAUGGCUUCCUUAUUGCAUUGUCUUCAGGCAAGCCAGCCUGUAUCUAUAGGGGUACCCAUUCAGUCAUUGCACAAUACAUUCUGGGAAGGACGUUUGCUCAAUUGCAUACCUAGUAGCUCACCAGCUCAUAUUUUGCUAAGUAACUAGUUGUAUUCAUGCCGUGGACAGAGCAAAGUGUUGGCGUAAAAAAAAGGUGCAAUUUUCCACACUGACUUUCUUAUUGAAUGGCCUGGCCACACUUUCAUUUCGAUAAAGAAUAAGUGGAUAUGGUCAGGCUCCAGGUUAGCUAUUGCUACUACUGCUCUUUUGAGUAGUGUUGCAAAAUGGUAAACUUGUGGAGUCAUGCAAGUUGUUUUUUCAGAUAGCUGAACCGUAUUUGCCAUGGUAGGAUUUGACCAUCAUAAAUUUACCCGCAGCUGGUCCCCUCUGACUCAAUAUUGUAUAGCCAUGAAUGAUCUGAACCAUACUGUUGCUAAAGCUUUGUAAAGGUGGAAGAAGGGAUGGUUACAUAACGAAGACAUUUCUCCCUCUUCUCUUUCAGGAUGUUCUGCCAUUCACCUACAGUGACUGUUGAACAAUGCGUGUCUGUUCAGUCUGUAUGAUUGCCCAAAGCCAAAGAAACCCUAACAAAUCUAGUAAAAUUACACGAUAGCAAUACAUCACACUUUACCUCUCCAUAAUUUAUUGUGGUUCAGUCAGGACAACACAUAAACUCUCAGUAAGUUUAGUUAACCUUCAAAACCUUGAGGGUUAGGGUUUCAAAGAGAAGUAAUUGUAUACACACAUUGAUACCUCGUUUAAUUUUGCUGCUAGCAAAUAUCACAUCUAUUUUGAUAUACAUUCCCUUAUAUCGUGACACCUCAAUCUUUAGAGCAAUCAAUCAGGCACAAUGGUUUCGACAACUCUUGCCACUCUUACCCUGGCGGGCACCACACUGGGGAUCAUGGCCCAGGUCACUGAUGGGCCACUGACAGACUACAUGUGGCUUCUCAUAGUUGGCUUUAUCAUCGCCUUCAUCCUAGCCUUCUCUGUGGGGGCCAAUGAUGUGGCCAACUCGUUUGGCACGGCAGUGGGCUCUGGAGUGGUCACCUUGCGGCAGGCCUGCAUCCUGGCCACUAUCUUUGAGACCGUUGGAUCUGUGCUUCUUGGAGCAAAGGUCAGCGAGACCAUCCGCAAGGGCAUCAUCGACGUGGGCAUGUACAAUGGCUCCGAACACGAGCUGAUGGCUGGCUCUGUCAGUGCCAUGUUUGGUGAGUGACACAAAUUAUUAUAAUACCCUUUUGUAGGUAAGCAAAUUAUUUCUUUCGAUUUGGACAUCUUGUGUAUGGUUGUACUAUGAUGUAAUGUUGAAAUAGUGCUGGAACUGUUCACAUUUUCAAUUUGACUUUUUAUGCUGAUUCUCAGGUUCUGCGGUAUGGCAAUUGGUGGCCUCAUUUCUCAAGCUGCCCAUCUCAGGGACCCACUGCAUUGUGGGUGCUACCAUUGGCUUCUCUCUGGUGGCCAGAGGUCAACAGGGGGUCAGGUGGCUGGAACUCCUUCGGAUUGGUGAGUCAGCAGCUUCCAUUGACCACAGCUUACUUUGAAGUGAUCCCUAUAGUCAAAGUAAAAUGAACAGCUUCUAUUAUGUGGCAUGGUUUAAUUCAGACACCUUUGUACGAGUAAUGCAAGUGUCUGGUGUUCUUCCUGAGAGCACUGUGCAAUGCUAAUUUUUGUAAUCUCCACAGUUGCCUCCUGGUUUCUCUCCCCCCUUCUGUCUGGCAUCAUGUCAGGCGUCCUUUUCUACUUUGUUCGUAUGUUCAUCUUGCACAAGGUAAGCUGACUAAAAUCUGCUUCUAUCUAAAUCUAGAUGUUCUUAAAUUGUAUGAUGCUUCCUGUUGGAAAUGGUUGUAGUCUGUGCCAGACCAUAGAUGAUGUCCCAGACAUCAUAACAAGGUCAUUAUAUUAAACAUAGAAUAAAGACACUCCUUGUUCUUUGGAAAGGGGUAUUAUUCUGCAUGUAAUCUCACAGGCCAUUUAUGUUAGAUAAAAUGUACUGACACACCUCCUAUUCUGCCAUAAAAUGUAACCUGACAGUACAAUGGGGAGCAUAGUGUUUCUCAUUUCUGUUUGUCCCCUUGUAGAAAGACCCGGUGCCCAACGGUCUGAAGGCCCUGCCUGUCUUCUAUGCUGUCACCAUGAUGAUCAACCUGUUCUCCAUCAUCUUCACUGGCGCUCCAAGUGAGUAUCGUUGUCCCAGUCUACCUUCACCAUGCAUGCCUGCCUACAGCCUAAAAUAAACUGCUCCCUCAGCCAGUCGGAUACCCACACUUUUUCAAGACUGAACCAGAAUGUUUACUGUUCUCGGAGAAGGCCUGUUAUUUUAACCUGUUGUGUUUUGGGUCUUUUCUUGAAUGUGGUUAUGUGGGUCAUGACCGAAUUAAAUUACAGAGAGGAGCACUUCACAACAGGGAGCUGGAAAUAGGAUUUCUCUUUUAUUCUUGAUGUCAAUGUCUGUCCCUUUCCCACAUGGAGGAGGAAAAGUGGAAGUAAAGAGGAUGUUAACUCUGCAGCUGGGCGUCUUUUGUCUCCGUCAGUAGUCUCAUUGAGUAGGGCCCUAUAAAAUCUGUUUUUCGGAAGGAAUCCAGACAUUAAAAUGGAAUACAUAAAUAAUGUAUUAAACUUAUUAGAACAUUCAUUAAUUUGCCCAAGUUAAUAAUAAGACAUGAACAAAAAGCAUCAGUGAUUUUGUAUUUUCCUGCAACUUUCUGAAACGGCACAGGAAUGCCCCCGUCUGUGUGUUGUACAUGUCUGGUCUACACUAUGUGUACCUGUUAGCGAUAAUGCUAAUGAUAACCGUCUGUUGGUAGAUGGAACGACUUUCCCAAAAACGUUCUCAAUUAAAUGUUAGCUACUAAGUAGCCUAUGCCUACCUGGCAGAAUGAGAUCAUUAUUAUUUGUGUCAAUCCAUUGGCCGUUUGUUUUGUAAACCCUGCAAUCACACGAGCGCAACAGAAACACAGCUAACCAAACAAGUCUCUAGCUGGUGCACAUUUGCAUUAAAGUGUAACUACACCCACAUUUCUUAGACCCCCCCCCCCCCCCCCCAGACCUCAAAAGUGAUAUCCUGAUGUGGUUUAAGCAUUGGUGUGGACUUACAAUAUCCAAUUUAGUUUUUUCUAUUAAAAAAGGUGAUUUAUGGGAGCGAAAAACAGAAACCUGGAGAAGAAGAGAAACGAUUUUUAUAGGGCCCUCAUUGAGAGCACUGCGAUUAUUAAGGUCUGCUAUAUUGUUGUUAACUUUUUAGUUUUGAAACUCUUAUUAAAUGAGCCACUUUUGCUCCUUGUUUUCUUCUACCUACAGGACCGAACAGUUCAAGAAUUCAACUGGCCUGGGCCAUUAAAUGAAGGCUACAGGCCAGAGUAUGACUUGAUGUGUAUAUACGCACAUCAGCACACUCACUCAGAGGAGACCACAUGCACUCAGUCACAUAAUGUACUGUUGUCACUCACACCUACACGUGAGUGUACUGUACAUGGGGACCUUUUACUCUGGGGCACCUCACAUGAAGUUCCAUACAGAGAUUGCAUUCCAGGAAUCCAGCUCAAUACAUUUCAACACAACUGAGAAGAGCUCAGGGAGUGAUUAAUGGGAGAACCAGAUAUGACAUAAUGACAUGUAGGCCUACUGUAUUCACACGCGCUGAGGAGGACGUGUCUUUACACAUACUGGCACACUUUUAGACUCUGGCCACUGCCUGUAACUGGAGCUGGCUUAUUACGAGGCUAGUUCUGAUCUUUAGCCACACUUAGUCAGUCACUUCCUCAUGUUAUAAGUGCCUGGAUUAAGAAUUCAAAACAAGACAGGAGUCCAUGAUUAGCCCCUUCCCCCACUUUCCUUUUCUUGCACAGUUCAUUCAGGUGCAAUGUAUCCAAAUGGGUUAUACUAUUUCAGAACACAUUUCAACUGUCCUCUCAUCAGGAUGUCUUUUAAACCACAGAAAUCACAGGAUAAGUAAUGGAUUGCACCACCAUUUUUUGUGUGUUUUGGCUGCAUUUGGUUCUAGAGUUGUAUAACAGUAGUAUAGCGGUGACUGAUCUGCUAGUCUAAUACAGCCCCUUUUUAAAUUCAAUGGGUGACGAUGGAGGCGGAGUCAAGACUGAGAACUGUACAUUUUGUCUCCUGUUUUAGGACUCUGUUCCUUUGGUUUAACUUUAACGUGGCAAUCCCGCAAGCGUGUUCCUAUACACAAUAUAUCAGAUCCUAGUGCCAGAGACCUCAGUUGGAAUGGGUGAAAAAUGAAUGUAACUCAAGAGUGGAUAAUUUACAGAAGAGGCCUUGGCGGUCCACACCUUGUAAAUCACCCCAACUUAUUUUAGCACAGCUCUAUUUAGUGAUUAGGAAGCUGUACAGUUGAAGGCUUUGCCAACAGAGGAAAGGUCUGUCACCAAUUUAUGACCAUGUCAACAUUUAGCCUACAUUUGAUUUGUUGAACCAACCAAGCAAAUAUUGGUCCCCUCUAGUUAGAGAAUCAAAUCAUUUCUUCACUUACUUGGAUAACCUGCCUGGCCUUCACUACAAACUGUGCACUUUCAAACAGUGGACACCCCCAUGUCCCGGUAUUUCAGUAUGCUUUAGCCAGAAUGCUAAUUUUCUGCUUCGGUUCCCCUUUGAAAAAGAGACAGUGGGUGGCUUGUUUGUUUAGGGGACACUAAACAAUCGGGAAAGUAGAAACGACUGAUCAGUGGCACAGCCGAGAAGAAUGGGUUUAUUAAACUGAGCUGUGACUCAGAAUACACUACAUGCCAGAAUACGACUGUCUCUAAAUGUCUGAAUGGUACAUCUUGAUAAGAAGGCACAUUGCCUGUUUGCACAAAUUUAACUUUUUGGUGGGGCUCAAUAAGUGGACACCAGCUCAUUACCGGAGUAUAUGCCAAUUGAGAAAUGAGUUUAUCGUUUUCUGUGGUAUAAGGCCCUUAAAAUUACUGAUUUUAGAACAUGAUAGACUCUGAUAGGCAAGCAACGCUUAAUGCAACUGAAAUAGUUUGUAGCCUACUUUAUGUUCGUUCAGUUAGGAAAAGUUGAGCUUUUUUAUUCUGUUUUUAGUUUAUCAACAUUCUGUUUACGCUACUAGUAGUAGGCGUUACAGACUGGGACCAUAAAGAGGAUAAUUGGCCGACGCCACCCAUCCUAACUAUACAAUUGGUCAUUUAACGAUCAUGAGGGCUGGGGCUCAACCGCUCUUGGGGGAAAAAAUGACAGACCAUGUUAUUGUGUAAUGUAGGCCACGGGAUGCAGAGGUUUACAAGGGAGUGGUUUGGAACCGAGCAGAGAUUUUUUUAAUUCCACUUCCUGUGACCUCCAUCAUUCAUCCCACUGGAAGUCUGUGGUGUAGACUCGCCCCUUUUUGUGGGUGUGUUUAUUAUGACUGGCCCGUUGCUAGCCCCCCCCCCCCCCCAUUCUCCUCUUUAGGGGGCACUUAUUUUUGCCCACUGUUAAUUUGGCACCAGCCACCCCUCACCCCCUCCUACCCCACACAAAUGUCUACCGGCCGCACCUGUUUUGGGCUGUCAACACAGCCACUGAGUCAUUCUAGACUAGUCUAAUGGAAGAAGCCUCCGCUGUUCUUAGAAGAAAAACAUUCUAACGCCCCCCCUUGCCAUUUCCACUCCUCCUCUGCCUCUCCCCUCCCGGAGGGGGUGAGUUUGUUGCGUAACUAAAUACUCAUUGCUCAUGUGCCACGGCCUGCAGCAUGUGAGAAUGAGUCAGUACAGACUACACAGGAGAGAGCAUGAUGGACUCUGCUCUUUAAUGAACACCACAACGAGACACGUUAUCUCGGGCCCUGGCCUUCCAUUUCCUUUAGUUUUUCACAUCCCAGCCUACAGUUUGGCUUUUUCUAUUUAUUUUUUUACGUGUGGUCAAGGUUACCGCAAACGUGAAGCUUUAAUUUUCGAGCAGCACUUUAGUUUUUUACUCUGACCAUGUUGCUGACUCUCCGACAUGUCGCUUGCUGCUGUUCCCCCAGGGAAAUCUGUAGUGGUCCUUUUCCCUGCCAGCAGCACACACAAGACCGUGUUGGCACCCCCACAAACACUACCGCAGUCUUGGCACACAGAUGUAUUUUAUGCUACAGCGGACACUGUAAAAAAAAAAAAAAAAAGUCUGCUCCUUUUAUUUAAGUCCUCUCACCUAGCCUUUUAAGGCACUCCCUGUCCAUGUCACUGCGACAUCCCUCGUCAUUCACAUGCUUUUCUCACCCCACGACAUUGCGUAACUGUUCAGAUCUAUGGGCACACUAACGUGCCAUAUUUAACUGGGACAUUUGCCACUUGCUGUGGCCCAUCCUUGUAGCUAGUGGUGAAGGUGUGUUUGAGGUAAUACUAACAUUUUCCCUGGAAAUAUGACCAUGUGCAAUGAAUAGAUGUCCAAAUGAGCGUUCUAGCAUUUUACCCUCUUAAAUGUUUUUCUCUGUACUCAGUAUGUUAAUUUGUUAUCCUAUUGAAUUAUAUUAUUUACUGUGUUAUGGUUGAUAUUGUAUAAUAUAGAAAUAUUUUGUAUUGUGAAUAUUUAUAAUAAGAAUGUGCUACUGUAAUUCUACCAACUAUAGGUGAGGCCCCAGGUCCAGAUAAAAUAUUAGUCUGAAUACCUACGGUCUUCUACUGUAAACCUUUAGAACUGUAGCACAUGUUGCCUUGUUUUUCAAAACGAUCUUUCCUCUCUAUUCCCCCCCCCCCCCCCCCCCCCCUCUGUGUCACUCCAGUGCUUGGAUUUGACAAGAUCCCAUGGUGGGGCACACUGCUCAUCUCUUUGGCCUGUGGUGUGCUGACCGCCCUGUUGGUCUGGUUCAUCGUCUGCCCACGCCUCAAGAAGAAGAUUGAAGGUAAGUCAAUUUAAUUUCCCCUUCAGUUUGGCACACCUCUUAUAAAGUUGAUCAUUUAGGGUUUUAUUAGAUAGAGAAUUUGAGGUACUCAUUCCAUGGUCUCACCUGGAAAAUACGUUUUGAUUGGGUGCUGUUAGCUUGAUGCCUUACAUUGGGCACUAAAAGUGUCAUAGGGAUUAAUACUGCAUGUGUGUGGCCUCAACCAUUCAUGCCAAGGGUUUAAUCCAGCAAAUAGAUUCAGGGCUGCAGGCAUGUUGAUGUUUUACACAUUAAUUCUGUGUGCUGGCUUGUCUUGGAAGUUCUCAAGUUUGAUCUUUUAAUACAAAUCCACAUUGAAUUGACAAUUAGCUCAAAAUGCAGGAAGAUAAUUGUUCUGGUCAAAAGUAGACCUGUCUCUUAAUAGUGAAAAGGAGUCUUAUCACAUGAUCUGAAAUCCAGGAUGGAAAAGUUUCUUAAAUAGCCUCCCUUUUAUUUGAAUGGGUACAAAAGUGAAAAGUUAGAUUUUAAUAUAGUCUGUAUUAUCUUAACUUUACUAUAAGGGGCCAUUGGUGGGGCUUCUGGUGUACAUCUGUAUAUCCAUGAUAGAUCUGUCUGGUAGGGUCCUAUUCCACUAAAUAGAGGCGCUUAAUUGGGUCAUAGUGAUCGACUCAUUGGCCUUUACCUCGACUAGAAUAGCCAUGGGUUGACUUAAGGUAUUGACGUGAAGUUGGCACUGAAUCACAGGGUUAAGACUGUGCAGGUGAUCUCGACUGACGUGGCUGAAGUCGAAAAUAAACUCUGCCUCGACUCCUGUCCUAACCCGUUUGGAUGACGCAAUCGGGUCAACUGGCUAGGUAGCAGACCAAACCGUUCUUAGGACUCACGCGGUGGACAUAUGUUUGCAUUGAGUAUCUGAAACCGCAAACAAAAAGUCAUGCAGGAUACAUCCACUUUCAGACCUUAUCUACAUAUGCCUACAUGUAAAGGUUUUAAUCGAUAGCACAAUGUAAAUAUGCUCAAAUAAGAACAGUCAUUAGCCCUUUUUACCUGCACUUAUGAACACUUUGGCUCCCUCAAAUUUGAAUGCGUUUACCCCUAUAGUAACUAGGGCAGCUGCUAUUGUUUUUUCUCAGCUGGUUAUGCAAUUCGCAAGCAUUUCAAUACACCCGCAAUAACAACUGCUAAACACCUAUGUGACAAAUAACCUUUGAUUUGAAUUAUUGUGUAAAUCUUAAAUGUUGAGGUGUAUAAGAACCAAAUGUGCCGUCUCAUAUUCCCUCACUGUACCGUAUUCGUGUUUGGACUCGGCCCAGGCAGUCUAACUCCACUCUCUUCCCCCUCCAGGAAAAAUCAAGUCUUCCAGCCCCUCUGAGAGCCCCCUGAUGGAGAAGAGGGAACUGAGGGAGGAGCCUGUACCCUGUACCAUCCUGAAGCCUGUCCCUGAGGAGCCCCCUUCACCCCUCUCCCCUGCCUUUCCCGCUGACCCAGACACCCUCUCCCAGCCUCCCCAAGAGGAGCGCAGGGUAACCUUUGGCAUUGGAGAUUCUGAUGAUGGCGACAACAAGGAAGGCAAGGAGUCUGAGAACGGCAACACCAAUGGUAAGUGAGAGUCAUGGGGAGGUUCUGGCUGCCUUGGUAAAGUGGUUGGGAAAAGUUUAAAAAAUGGGAUAAAAAUAUUCUGAAUAAUAAUGGUAAUCCAUUCUCCUCCAUGACUGACUGCACUGUUGCUUACUUUUAAAAUGUAUUUUUAAUCAGUCUCAAAAGUGCAGUUCAGCAAUGAUGUGCAGUUCAGCGACGGCCCUGCCCACGUCCCCAGCAACGGUUACAGCCAAUACCACACGGUGCACAAGGACUCCGGCCUCUACAAGGACCUGUUACACAAGCUCCACCUUACCAAAGUGGGCGACUGCAUGGGCGAGGCAGGCGACAGACCCAUCCGCCGCAACAACAGCUACACCUCCUACACCAUGGCCAUCAUCGGCAUGCACGGGGACUUCCGGCCCAAAGAGGGCGAGUUCCACGCCAGCGAGGACAAGGGUACAGAGGAGAAGAAGAAGCGUGUGCGCAUGGACAGCUACACAAGCUACUGCAACGCUGUGGCCGAGCACGGCGCUCCUGAGGGCCUGGGGGAGGCAGAGGUGACUCUGGAGAUGGGAGAGGAGGACGCUGGCAGCAGCCGCAGCUCUCUGGAGGAGGAUGGCCAUGACCAUGACCGCCCAGAGGUCUCCGAGCUCUUCAGGUUCCUCCAGAUCCUCACCGCCUGCUUCGGCUCCUUCGCCCAUGGAGGCAACGACGUCAGGUAGGGAGAUGUUCCAUCUUGGAUGAAUAGGCGUUUUACCGCUGUUUUUAAAAUCUUUUUUUGACUAGUAGUAGGGUUGCUGCUUAUGUUCAUGUAGAGGGACUUUUUGUAUCUGGUUUGUAUUUGCGUAACCUAGUCUCUUCUCCUGCAGCAAUGCCAUUGGUCCCUUGGUAGCUCUGUGGCUGGUGUACAAUAGUGGUUCGGUGAACUCCAGCGCCCCCACACCCAUCUGGCUGCUGUUAUAUGGAGGAGUUGGCAUCUGCCUCGGGCUCUGGGUGUGGGGUCGCAGGGUUAUCCAGACCAUGGGCAAGGACCUCACCCCAAUCACUCCCUCCAGGUAUGUACCAGACUGCCAAAUCUAAAUCAAACAGUCAAAUGGCACCUUUACAACAACAUUCCCCACAGACAUGAGACUUCACAAAAACACCCCCACGCUUCACUAUCCAUGAAAUGACAAAGGUACAUCGACAGACAACCAACCGUUGACUCAAUCUGGAUUUAUUUUCAUUGCAGUGGUUUCAGCAUUGAACUUGCCUCAGCUCUGACCGUUGUGGUUGCCUCCAACAUUGGCCUGCCUGUCUCCACCACCCACUGCAAGGUAAGCUGUUCAGCCUCAGACACUGGUCUGAUGUGGAGGGGAGGGAGCAGUAAACAGGAUGUCUGAGAUUGGCGGUUCAAACUGGUUCUAAUUUCCACUUUAAAACUCUCAAACCAAGACGUAAACAGAAUCCAUUCAGCUACUGUCAGGGGGAGUGUUGUCCACGUCUUAAUGGGCCAUGGUUCCUAAGUGUUUAUCAAAGGUCAGUGCGUCAAUCGUGUGUGUUUCCAGGUGGGCUCUGUGGUAGCGGUUGGCUGGCUGCGGUCCAGGAAGGGUGUGGACUGGCGUCUGUUCCGGAACAUCUUCAUGGCCUGGUUUGUGACUGUGCCCAUCUCUGGCCUGAUCAGCGCUGCCAUCAUGGCCCUCUUCAUCUAUGUCAUCCUGUGAGCCCAGGGCUUCCUGCACCCCACAACAGGGGAGGAGAAGGAACAAACGCCCGCUCGCACCAGGGGAGAGGAGGGGGAGUGAAAAGGAGAAGGGGUUGGAAGGCGGGUAUAUGCCCCUAACCAACAUACCCAAAGGAAAAAAUACAUGAAGAAAUGUUAAAGGGAAAAAAAUGAUGUUAUGAUAUUGGCCUGUGGUUCUUGGCUGCAUCAUUCUCAACCUUAAGUGAUGGUUGGUUGUUCCGCCAGAUCACUUCCAAUGGGACAUACAUUUUGUCUGACUUGGCUGUAUUUAUUUGCUUUUCAAUGCUCAUGAUCUUGUAAAUAACUAAUCAAAGCAUUUUCUGAUACUCCACUACUUCCGUUUUUUUUAUUGUGUAAUUAUGUACAUACAACCAUGUUCCUGUUUUUUUUUUUUUUAAUCUUAUUUUACAAGUUCAUAUGACACAAUUACAAUGCAGUAUUGGCCUUUAUUGAAAUAUCUAUUUCUCCUGACAUACAUAAUUUAAAAAAAAAUUAUGCUCAAAGUAACCUAGAAUUAGCAGUAUUUUUAGGUUGAAAAGUGAGAUUAUUGGGGUGUUCUCCUUUACAUGCCAUUGUCAAAUAAUUUGUUUGCGGGUCUUUUUGUCACUAAACAAGUUUAAGAAUUGUGUGUGGAAUUGUUUUUCCUCAUGUGCAGGAGCGCUUGUUUUCCCCUCGCCCUUUCCUGAUCGAACAGAGUUUGACUGUCACUCAGCAACUGAACAGAACCCUGGUCUGUAUAGAAGUACAGGAAACGAUGCGCAAGCCCCUCUGAGCUGAUUGUCUCAGCUUCCUCAACUUGUUACAAUGGUCCCUCUGAUUUUCUGUACUUUAGCUGUUAGUCAUUGGCUCUGCGUUAUUGUAAUGCAAUAGAUUUUUUUAUGUAGUGUCAGACUACCUAAUUUAACUGAAAUGCGCUCAACAUGAAACCAGACUGAGUAGACCCCUUUGUUUCUCUACUUGCCAUAUGCUCUUUGAGCACAGAGCAGGUGUUACGGGACCUGACCUAGCCUAGCUCUUACCACGCUGGCUCUUGGGACAAAUCAUUAUUCAUUGGGAAAUUGGCUAAAAUGGCACAUUUUUCUAAGUAAUGUUUAAGUGGUCUGAAUCAGUCACACUUUCAUGUGGCUAGUUAUUUUAAAUAAAAUUGUUUUAAUGGCAUCAUUGUAAGAAGUUGAAAUUGUCACUUUCAAUUGUUUUGAAGCAAGUGAAGGAUAAAACCAUCUAGUUCCAUACAUCAGUAUAUAUUCUGGGUUAGUUUUGGCAUUAAUCAUGGUGGUAGCAGACCUCUACUGAAAACACGAGGUAAACCUGAACAAAUUUAACACUCGUGAAAAGACCUUUACAUUUCCUGUUAAACUUGAUUGCAUCAAACUAGAUGGUGUAAUGCGUUAGUGCUGCUCAAGCCUUCUGUAGUCUCUGUUUUGCAAUUUAACUGCAGAAUUGUAACAAGUAACUUCCCUGUACUCUUGCUCUGUGGAAUGUACACUUGCAUACACAUCGGGUUGCUCUUGCCACCCUCUCUCAGCUAUAUGUUUUAUAUCUGGUUGAUGAGAUUAGUGUGAGAGGUGGCAGGUUACUACCCUAAACCUGGUGGUGUGUGGACCUUGACCAGAUGCUCUGUUGGAAAGGGGGGUGGUGUACUGCUGUGAUGCCACCAAGAGUUGCAGUACUGGGCUGCUGCAGUACUAAAUGCAUUUAGACUUAUCUAUGCUGUAGUUGCCUUAAAGUUGUUUUUUUAGUCACCAAAGAAAAUACUGGUUUGUUAUGCACAGACGGCAUACAGUCUACUCAGACUGGGGGAGGGAAAAUAAAUACAAAUUGAAAGCUA
Molecule: messenger RNA, 13808 nt
Organism: Coregonus sp. 'balchen'
Lineage: Eukaryota; Metazoa; Chordata; Actinopteri; Salmoniformes; Salmonidae
Source: the annotation of a GenBank genome assembly